Molecule: messenger RNA, 1866 nt
Organism: Portunus trituberculatus (swimming crab)
Lineage: Eukaryota; Metazoa; Arthropoda; Malacostraca; Decapoda; Portunidae
Product: histone-lysine N-methyltransferase, H3 lysine-79 specific-like
Exons: 12
Source: RefSeq, a predicted model, not a curated record
AUGGUGGGAACAGUGGACAGACCAGGCCAAAUUGACGAAACUUAUUUUGGUGGUCGGCGCAAGUAUGAUCGAGGGAGGUUUCUUCAGGGAGACAACGCUGCAGAAGAGGAAGACUCUGAUCCAGUCCAAAACAACCGCAACCAUGGUCGCCGCAUUGAUGGACGGUGGGUAUUCGGACUCAAAAAUGGGAUGGACGUAAUAAGGCUCUCCGUAGUGGAGAAACGGGACGGAGCUACUCUCGAACCAAUAAUCAAGCGGAAAGUAGCUCCAGGAUCAGUGAUCCACUCAGACGAAUGGCCUGCCUACAGACCGUUCAAUGCUGCUGGAUUCGUACACAGCACUGUAAAUCACCAACAGAACUAUGAAGAUCCAAAUACAGGAGUUCAUACUCAAAAUAUAGAAAGAGUGUGGCUCGAUACAAACACAAAAAUAAUGAAUACCACGCGAGGAACCCCAAGACACCUUCUACAGGCGCAUUUAAACGAGUAUUCCUGGAGAAUAUUUCGUCUUGACGCUGAUGACCUUUUUAUGCGAGAGAGAGAGAGAGAGAGAGAGAGAGAGAGAGAGAGAGAGAGAGAGAGAGAGAGAGAGAGAGAGCACAAGAGAGAGAGAGAGAGAGAGAGAGAGAGAGAGAGAGAGAGAGAGAGAGAGAGAGAGAGAGAGCAGAUAGAGAGAGAGAGAGAGAGAGAGAGAGAGAGAGAGAGAGAAAAGAAACGAGAGAGAGAGAGAGAGAGAGAGAGAGAGAGAGAGAGAGAGAGAGAGAGAGAGAGAGAGAGAGAGAGAGAAAAGGGAGAGAGAGAGAGAGAGAGAGAGAGAGAGAGAGAGAGAGAGAGAGAGAGAGAGAGAGAGAGAGAGAGAGAGAGAGAGAGAGAGACAGUGACGCGAAGAGAGAAGAAAAAAAUGAUGGAGGGAGGAAGAGAGGGAGGGAGAGAGAGAGAGAGAGAGAGAGAGAGAGAGAGAGAGAGAGAGAGAGAGAGAGAGAGAGAGAGAGAGAGAGAGAGAGAGAGAGAGAGAGAGAGAGAGAGAGAGAGAGAGAGAGAGAGAGAGAGAGAGAGAGAGAGAGAGAGAGAGAGAGAGAGAGAGAGAGAGAGAGAGAGAGAGAGAGAGAGAGAAAAGAGAGAGAGAGAGAGAGAGAGAGAGAGAGAGAGAGAGAGAGAGAGAGAGAGAGAGAGAGAGAGGCAGAGAGAGAGAGAGAGAGAGAGAGAGAGAGAGAGAGAGAGAGAGAGAGAGAGAGAGAGAGAGAGAGAGAGAGAGAGAGAGAGAGAGAGAGAGAGAGAGAGAAUUAUCCACAUUUUUUACAAAACUAUAACAAAUGAAGAAAAACUAUAAGGAUAACCACUACAAAAGACAUGUGACAAUAACAACAUGCUUAGGAAGUUAAUACUGAGACAGCAGCAGCAGCAGCAGCAGCAGCAGCAGCAGCAGCAGCAGCAGCAGCAGCAGCAGCAGCAGCAGCAGCAGCAGCAGCAGCAGCAGCAGCAGCAGCAGCAGCAGCAGCAGCAGCAGCAGCAGCAGCAGCAGCAGCAGCAGCAGCAGCAGCAGCAGCAGCAGCAGCAGCAGCAGCAGUGCACUGCCAACCUUUUCAAUGAUUACUUUGCUAACGUUGGUAAAAGCACUUUGGAGAAGACUCACUCAUGUCACUCCACACGCCUCCCAACUACAGAUUCACUUGAUAAUAUUGACUCCAACUGUCUGUUCAGACCAGAACCAGUUGACUGGCAAACUUUAGUCCUUACCAUUGCAUGUAGGAACAACAGUGACGCAUCCUGUGUUGGUGACACUCGCAGUGCCCACGUCAACACCAGGCAGACUGAACACCUACACGUACCCAGCUGUCACACCUGCUUUGCCACCAUGUCUUUCUAA